Messenger RNA from Trichobilharzia szidati, 1041 nucleotides. The record is from the annotation of a GenBank genome assembly. NCBI's taxonomy places the organism in Eukaryota, Metazoa, Platyhelminthes, Trematoda, Strigeidida, Schistosomatidae.
AUGAUAUUGUUUGAAAUUACUCGUGUUAUGCAUAACAAGGACACUUUGUCAAUUUUUUGCUUGCUGCUUCCACAAGUCCUAUUUUUGUCGUGCAUUUUCCUAUAUUUGGUGAUACUAAUAUUCUUCAAAUGGAUCGCGUAUACUGCAGAAACAGCAUCUUCAGCACCAAGUCUUCUUAUCGGAUUAAUCAACAUGAUCCGUUUCAGUUAUCCUGAAGAUAUCCCAUCUUUGUAUGCAGGGCAGCAAGCCGUUCAAAGUCUUCUGAUGAUUAUCGCAGUUAUAUGUGUUCCUUGGAUGUUGCUGUCGAAACCACUGAUUUUAUACAUGCGUCAUCGCGCAAUAAUGAAGAAUAGACAUUAUGUGGAACCCGAUUCAAGUGUACGUGUAAUAGUUGGUGGUGUAGCAAAUCCAAGUUUGGAUGAAACUUUUGGCGGUGAUAAUGGAAUUAUGUACAGUGAUAUGUCUCCAUUACAUAGGUCUUCUCAAAACCAGUCUAAGAUUUCAUUGGUUAGUGAGACAGCAGAUUCUCCAGGUACUCAUAAUGCUGAUAAGGCUCGUGGCCCUGUCGAUCAUCCAGAGGUAUCAACUAAAUCCUCGGAGAAAAUUACGUUAGAUGGAGAUGUUAAUGGUGUAGGUUCUGUGGACAUACCUGUAGAGGCUUUUGAUUUUGGAGAUAUUAUGGUUCAUCAGAGCAUUCAUACGAUUGAAUAUUGCUUGGGUUGCAUUUCUAACACGGCAUCCUAUCUUCGUUUAUGGGCGUUAAGCUUAGCACAUGCACAACUGUCGGAGGUACUUUGGAGUAUGGUGAUGAAGUUGGGAUUAAGUAUGCCCGGUCUGUAUGGGGGAGUUGUAUUAGCUUUUAUUUUUGCUUUCUGGGCAUUGCUGACUGUUAGCAUUCUGUUGUGUAUGGAAGGACUAUCUGCGUUUCUUCACACAUUGCGUCUUCAUUGGGUGGAGUUUCAAAAUAAAUUCUACAGUGGUGAUGGUUAUCCUUUCGUUCCCUUUUCCUUCGAAAAUUCCAUCACUUCAGCAGAUAACUGA